AUGCCUGCGAUAAUAGUCGAGAGAUAUCAGACGAAUCAAUUUGCUACGAACACGGCUUGUGAGAAUUUAUAUCAUCGGGCUCUAGGCUCGGUCACCCAAUCUGAAAGUGGGGCUGCUGCGAAACCACAGGUUGAAGCUCAGACUGGCAAUCUCACCAAUGCCCAGCUGCAGGCUAUUGGACAAGCAGUUGCUGCUUCCUCUCGUGGCGGCAAUGUAGCUGUCUCUCGAGGACCAAAUGUUGGGAGUGGUGCGAAGGACAGCCCUCUUCACGUCGUUGUCGAAGAGACCAUCUCCGGACAGAUCUUCAAAUGGGUCAAGUUCUUCCUUUACUUUGGCCUCUUCACAUACCUGUCCUUGGUAGUUGUGGCAAUGGUCAUCGAGACCUUCCAGACGUUUAGAAAGGUGGGAGGGAAAGCUGAGAAUGAGGCGAAGGCGGAACAUCAGACUGUUCGCUUCUCUGAUGUUCAUGGGUGUGAUGAGGCAAAGGAGGAAUUACAGGAACUGGUCGAGUUCUUGAAGAACCCGGAGAAAUUCUCUACCCUUGGUGGGAAGCUCCCGAAGGGUGUUCUACUUGUUGGCCCGCCUGGAACCGGAAAGACUCUCCUCGCUCGAGCUGUUGCUGGAGAAGCUGGUGUCCCGUUCUUCUUCAUGUCUGGUAGUGAGUUUGAUGAAGUCUACGUUGGAGUUGGCGCCAAGAGAGUCCGAGAUCUGUUCUCUGCUGCAAAAGGCAAAUCCCCUGCUAUUGUUUUCAUCGACGAACUCGACGCCAUUGGAGGCAAACGAAACGCCAGGGAUGCUGCAUAUGUCAAACAAACGCUCAACCAGCUGCUCACCGAACUGGAUGGUUUCGAGCAAAAUAGCGGAGUCAUCAUCUUGGCUGCCACUAACUUCCCAGAGAUGCUGGACAAGGCUUUGACUCGACCUGGUCGUUUCGACCGAAAUGUUGUGGUUGGUCUUCCUGAUGUCCGUGGCCGCAUGGCGAUUCUUGCACAUCAUAUGAAGAAGGUCGUUGCAGCGAAAGAUGUCAGCCUCGAGGCACUCGCAGCUGGUACCCCUGGCUUCUCUGGAGCGGAGUUGGAGAACAUCAUCAAUCAGGCUGCUGUCCAUGCUAGCAAAGCCAAAGCUCAAGCAGUUUCAAUGUUUGACUUUGAGUGGGCAAAAGAUAAAGUAAUGAUGGGAGCGGAGAGAAAGAGUAUGGUCAUGUCUGAGAAGGAGAAGGAGAUGACAGCAUAUCAUGAGGCCGGCCAUGCAUUGGCUAUCAUGUUCACACCGGGGACGAAUCCUUUGCACAAGGUUACCAUCAUGCCACGAGGUGCAUCACUUGGUAUGACAAUGCAUCUUCCUGAGAUGGACAAGUACUCUACAAGUAUGAAUGAGAUGAAGGCCCAGAUCGAUGUGUGCUUAGGAGGGAAGGUCGCCGAGGAGCUCAUUUACGGUCCCGACCAAGUCACAAGCGGCGCCUCAUCUGAUCUCCAAAAUGCAACUCGAGUUGCCUACGCUAUGGUAACACAAUACGGCAUGUCCGACAAACUCGGCAACGUCGACCUAGCAUCCAACUACGGCAAGCUCUCCACCACCACUAAAGAGCUCAUCGAGCAAGAAGUCCGCCGCCUCAUCGAAGAAGGCCGCAUCCGCACGACCGAGCUCCUGCAAAACAAGCGCAAGGAGCUCGACCUCCUCGCCAAAGCCCUCAUCGACUACGAGUCCCUGAACAAGGACGAAGCCUUCAAGGUCAUCAAAGGCCAGAAGCUCGAGGGCAAGAUGGUCAUGCCGUCCGGCACCAUCAAGAUCCCUGAUCUGGGGCAGAUGGGUGGCACGACGCUGCCGGAGGUCCCGCCCAUCCCGGGGAGCGAGAAGCCGCCUGCCGAGAAGGAACCCCCUGCGGGCCCGGCUGGGGGUGCGAUUGCCUGA
Hyaloscypha bicolor E is the source of this 1911-nucleotide messenger RNA. RefSeq names its product putative mitochondrial inner membrane i-AAA protease supercomplex subunit YME1. The transcript is spliced from 2 exons. The record is from RefSeq and is a predicted model, not a curated record. Gene Ontology annotation, biological process: mitochondrion organization; protein quality control for misfolded or incompletely synthesized proteins. Gene Ontology annotation, molecular function: ATP hydrolysis activity; ATP binding; metalloendopeptidase activity. Bases 1 to 1911 code for a protein of 636 amino acids. Gene Ontology annotation, cellular component: mitochondrial inner membrane. NCBI's taxonomy places the organism in Eukaryota, Fungi, Ascomycota, Leotiomycetes, Helotiales, Hyaloscyphaceae.